Messenger RNA from Sitodiplosis mosellana (orange wheat blossom midge), 7276 nucleotides. Its product is annotated as ski oncogene-like. Gene Ontology annotation, cellular component: nucleus. Bases 2456 to 5269 code for a protein of 937 amino acids. The transcript has 3 exons. Lineage: Eukaryota; Metazoa; Arthropoda; Insecta; Diptera; Cecidomyiidae. Gene Ontology annotation, biological process: negative regulation of BMP signaling pathway. The record is from RefSeq and is a predicted model, not a curated record. Gene Ontology annotation, molecular function: DNA-binding transcription factor activity, RNA polymerase II-specific; SMAD binding; RNA polymerase II cis-regulatory region sequence-specific DNA binding.
AUACAGAGGUUGCGUAUUUUGCCAGACAUUUUAUUUAAAACAGAAAUAUUCUGUUGAUCAAAGUGAACGGAACCGUUCGGUUGAUUUUUCUGUCGUCGCACAUAUUAGGGAAACAAAACGUUAACGAAACAGAAUAGCAGUGUCAACACUGGGUGCAUAUAAUACGUGAGACACAACAGUUUUGACCGAUACAAAUCCAGAUAACAAACUCAUCAUUCAGUUAAGCAAUAGUUGUUUUUUUUUUGAAGAAAAAAAAAAAACUCAGAGAAAAUUCGAAAAAAUCCAGGAAAAAAAAACAACGAUGAAAAAAAAAUUGACUCAGAAGGUGACAAACUACACUUCCGAUGUGUUUCAUUGAAUUUAUUGGACAAGAAAAAAAAAUCGCAUCGAACACACUGCACAGCCACACAAUCAGCAGGACGUCAUCUAUUCAAAUUCAUUGAAAUUUAUCGCUUCAACUCCUUCGAUGAAUAAAUUUAAAUGGUUAAAAACAGCUUGGUUUUUAUAUUUAAACGAGCGAGAUAAACAGAGUGUGUGUGUAUAUAUGUGCCUAAAAAGUGAUUGAUCUCGAUUUUGUUCGAUUUGACGAAGUGAGUGAUUCAAAGUGAAGUGAUUUUACGAGGAAAAAAAUAGACGAAAACAAAAAAGAAAAGAAAAGAAAAACACACACGGCAAUCGUGAAGCAUGCACAAUGAAUGAAGCCGUUCGGUGAAACAAAACAACAACAACGAAAAGAAAAAAGCGUAAAGUAAAGAUUUCAUUGACGAAGUCAAAUCUCGGCAGGGUGUUGUUUAUGCAAACUCACUCAGUCUAAUUGAUAAACAAGUGAGGAAUCAGUUCGAAAUUCCGUAAAUAGUAAACAAUCGAAGAGAGAAUAACAACAAUAAACUGUCGACUGUCAGUAAAGAAAGAGACACAAUUUUUGCAUGCAGAUAAGCCGAUUUGUAGACAAUAAACGAUUAAGAGAAGAAAAAAACGAGUCAAAGCUUUGUGUCAAUAAAAACCGACGUGGACGAGACCGAAAUACAUUUUUAACCAGCCGAUCAAAAAUAAAAUUUCGUGUAAUCUUACAUUCGAUUUGAUUGAGAACAAGCACAACAGUGAAGUAAAUAAGAAACAGAGAAAAAAAGAACAAAACACACCCGGAAAAAGAGAAGAAACAGACACACAUGUCUUUUUUGUUGCACGCAUCAGCAAUCUUCCGAAAAAGACAAGAAUUUUUUGUUUUCCUUUAGCGCAAGUAAAACCAGUUUGUGCUCUGUUCCUUUCGCGUUCCGCAUGAAUUUCGCGGAGACAUUAAAUAAGGAAACAAUUUGCUAGUGAGAUAGAUAAAUCGCGCGCGCGUCUCGCUCUCUUUUUGUUAAACCCGGUGUGUAUAUGUAAUAGAUAAUCGUUGUGUGAGUGGGCUGUAUCAAAUGACCGUAUGACCGACGUCGUUUUUUCGAUUCAAUAUCUACAUACAGCAUUAUUAUCGGUGUACGCGGCUCAUUCAUCUAGAGCAUUUCAAUUAAUUGCAAUCUGGUGUUUUCAUUUUGGUCUAUCAGUGUCUGUAUAUUCCUGAAACGAUAUAAAAAUAUCCGAACAUACAAAACGGAGAGAAUAAAUAGCAGAUAAUCAGAGAACGCUCGCUACGGUUAUUUUUUAUUCGCCCGCUCUUGUUCUAUUCGCCGGGUCAUAGAAAAUUGCCUGGAAUUGUUUUGAAUGACAAAAAAAAGUACAUCGUCAGCGGCAGAAAAAAAUCAUAUUGUUGCAAAUUGACGGCACAAACACGAAACGACACAAUAUCAUUUCGGUGUUGCCUGUGUGUUCAUUGUUUUUACACACACAAAAAAAAUCGCCGAGAUUGCUGUUUGCACAUACACACACACACGCAGGAAAAAACCCGGUGUUAUUGAGAGCCAGUGACAAUACAAAAUUGAGUUGUUUCAACGAAAUCGAGAUUGCUUUUUUCGCAUACGUUUCUCUGGCUCGUAGAAAUAAUCCAGCCGAAAAAGAAAGCAUUGAUACAGAUACAAAAAAAAUCUGUAGUCGUUCAGCAGCAUCAGCAGCAAGCAACACACAUCAACAUCAAACAUCCGGCAAAAUGGAUAAAUCAUUUGAUUGUUUUAAAUUCUGCAUUGGUUUCAUUUCAUUACGAAGCGUUCAGCGAUCAACAGUGAUGAUUUUGCACGAAUAGAAAUCAAGGCAAAUUGAAGACAAGUAACAAACACACAGAGAAAAAAAUCCGCACACGAAACAUAUAUAGAAACGUCGAUUGAAUCGAUUUGAAGGAGAAAGAAGUGAGUAAGCAAAAAGAGAGACUCUUACGAACAACAAAUAAAAGUGACCGAAAAUAAAACAAGUUAAAGCAAUCUCAGUGAAAUCGAACAAAAAAGAAUCUAAGCAGAAACAUUAGAAUCAUCUUCGAAAGACGACACCCAACAACAACAACAACAAAAACUCACACACAACGAAAAUGAAUGAAUUUGUGACGCCACAUUCAUUGCGAAGCGUGUUAAAAAUUUACCAAGACAGUGCAACAAAGAGUUUGCAGGGUCCUGGCUCUUCGAUUGUCGUCCAUUCAUCGUCGUCGACGGCGAUGAAAAAAGAAAUCCCAUCACCAGAUCUCCGCGAUGAGCCACACACGCCGGCUCCACCGCCAUUGCAACCACCCGAAAUACCACAACCAGUGCUAUCGGCCGCCGAUACCGGUCGCAGCGUACUCUACGAAACCAUUUUGGAGGGCAAACAAAUUGGAUGCUUUUUGCUGGGCGGCGAAAUGCGCCUAUGCUUUCCACAAGUGUUGAACAAUGUACUGAUGGACUUUGGUUUGGAUCAAAUCAAUCGCAUCUUCGAUGAAUUACGCAUUUUCUGCUCACAAUGCUCACCCGAUCAAUUGAAUCAAUUCAAAGCCGCCAAAAUUCUACCCGAAGACGUCAACACAUCCGGUUUGAUUACGCGCACCAAUGCCGAACGCCUGUGCAGUGCAUUGUUGCAUCGUGGCGAUCGGCCGGUUAUUGCAAAAAAUGCCAUUUCAUUUCGGGUAAUUCAUCGAUGCUUUGGCAAAUGCGAAGGUGUUUGCACACCAGAACUGUACACAUACAAAGAACCAGCGUGCAUUCGAUGCAUCGAAUGCAAUCUCAUGUUCUCACCGCAACGUUUCGUAUGCCAUGUCCAUUCAAAUCAAGAAAACAGCACAUUGCACUGGGGCUUCGACUCAAACAAUUGGCGCGCUUAUUUACAAGUCACCGAAGACGAAGAGAAUCGCGAAAAAUACACCGCAUUGCUGGACGAGCUGCGAGAACGGGAACAACGCGAACGCGAUAUGUUGAUCGCAUUGAAUGUUCAACGGGAUGUCAGCAAUCUCAAACGAAAGGCACCUGAAAUCGAAGAGACGUCACUACGACCACCGUGCAAACGAGAACCGUUGGACAUUCCGUUGAAAAAGGCGAAAUUAUUCGAAGACAAACUCAUCAUGGACUAUCAGUAUCAAGUGCUUAUGGCUCAAUAUCAGCGUCAAAAUGCGUACCAUGGCUUUCGGCCGUGGACCAGUACAAUCGGAGCACCACCCACAAAACAUUUACCUCAUUUGCCAUUCACCGUGUCAACAGCGUUACCGUAUCUCAGCCAAGAGCCCCCAAUUCUACAAAAUCCGGAACGUGUUGUUCGCAUCAGCGAAUGUGAACGCUAUGAACAAUCCUACCAACCGAAUGUGGCGCUGGCGCCACGAAAUGGUAGCACCAAAUCAUCAUCCACCACCGGCAUUAAAAUGGAUACUGAGCAUGGUGAAUAUGAGAGCAGCGAACGAGAUGCAAGAGAUUGUCCAUUGGCGAUGGAUAUAAAAAUCAAGGAAGAACGGCCGCAGACACCCGCUGAUGAAUCACAUUCGCCCGAAUCAUGCAUUACAUCUGGAGCCACCAGUGUUGUUAAUACAAAGAAUAACAUCGACUCAACGCCAAAUGCUCCGCCAAUCAGUCCCGAAGGCCAAUCAGCAUCAUCAAAUGAAAUCACAUCAUCGACAUCUCCCGUACCUGCUGCUGCAUCGAUAACCACAUUUGAUAAGCUAAACGAUGCGACACAUUCGCCGAAAACAAUAACGCCGCCAGUCAACAAUCACCAUCAUCAUCAUCAUCAUCAUAUAAAACAGCUAAUCGAACGAUCUCACCAUAAAGAUAUUGACAACCAUCAUCAUCACCAUCAUCAUCGUGCACAACAGAACGGCACAUUCGACAGUCGGCUGUAUUUUCAUCCGUACAAUCGUUACAAAUUGAAUGGUCUCAGUUCGGAAUUUGAGCUAUCAACCGAUACGGACGAUGAUAGUUUGGUGGGUGAGGCGGACAGCAGUAAUCAUUCGUCACCGUUGGACAUUGCAAACGAAGCACUGAAAGACGUCGAUCCAAAGGAUCGAGACAAAGUGUUGAACAUUAUCAAAAUGUUGUUGCACGAAAACCUGCAGAUCAGUUUGAAAAACGCGAAUUUGUUGCGUGAAUUGCAGCGCAAAGACGAUGAAAUCGCCGAUAUGCUGCAAGCCAAUCGUCGCACAACCACCACCACCACCAGCAGCAGCAGCAACGGUAACAAUUUUUUGACGAGCAGCCGCAGCGAUACAUCGAGCACCAAUAGCAAUGACGACAGCACAAAGUGUCCGAGCGAAAGUGACGAAUCAAAAGCAGCUGAUGAAUCGCCAGUGGUGGCCGUUCGCAAAAGUAACGAUGACAAAGACAAAGACAAAGACAUGGAUACGGCCAAAGCAGCCAUUGCAAAAUGUGGCGAUAGUGUAACCAUUCAUGUGCUCGACUCGACCAAAGCCAAAGCCGAUGAAUCGCCAUCGUCGCAUGAGUACAACAAUAAGCUUCAAGAAUCUGCCGCGGCCACGAUCAUUGUAACCAAAACAGUUAUCGAAGUUGGCACACCGAAAACCAACAACGAUACCACCAAUAUUGUUGAUGUGAAACCGUCACCGCCAGCAGCACCCAUUACAAAUGGAACGACGACGACAAACACGAUUUCAAGUACAAAAUUCGGUAGCGCCAAAAGUGAGACCGAAGUCAUUCGGAUGCCAUUGAAGAAGUCAGUACGACGCACACCAACGACCGACGACACAGCACCAGUUACAGCAACGGCAGCCGCUGCAACAGUGGUUGUCAUGCAGCCACAUAAGCUGCGUGACGAGGCUCGCGAUAAAUCAUGUGAUAAAUUAGACAAAAUAUCGCGAACAUUUGAAAAGAAUUUGCGCUCAUUAUCACCGCCACCAACAGCAAAUUUAGUGACUGCCAAAGCUACGGAAUAGACACAUACUGCAUCAAGAAUCAAUCAACAUUGGUCGCGAACUAAUUUCGAAUCACCAUCCCGCGUGUGCACGCACGACAUGGUUAAUUUUUAAAUGCAAGAAGAAAAAAAAACAUGAAAUAUAUAAAAUACAUUUAGCUAUACUACACACAUUGUAUGGAAACACUUCUGUAUGAAACAGAAACCAAUUCAAUGACUAAAGGAUUUUAGUUAGAGAGAUGAAGAUGAGAACGAGAGAAUGACGAUAUCGCACGAAAAUAUUGACACAAUUCAAAGAAUGCUCUAUUUAUUUUCGUGUGUAUUUUUCUUUCGUUUCUUUUUGGUUUAUUUGAACGACAAUUUCUUCUUCUUUUUUUCUAUUUGCUAAAUACAUAAACGAUGAUGAAAACAUUUUGCAAAGCGAAUAAAAAAAAUGGACAUCCCACCAGAUGAUUUAUUCAGUUGUUUCCGAAAUUGCAAUUUUUUUUUACUUGUAAAAAAAAAUACGAUAUACUUGAGAAGAGAGAAAAAAAAAGAGAAAUUUACACCUUGUAAUGAUCACUAAGUGAUUUAAAUUUGUUAGCCUUUAUUAUUGAUAAUAAUUUUAUUCAUCUUUUUCUUGUACGAAUUUUUUUUUUUUGCUUUUUCGUUGGUUUUUCAUUCUUAUUUUUUUUUGCCCUGUAUUUGUCUCUUUUAAUUUCGUACAUUGUUUUUCUUCUUAUUUUUUUCAAUAAUGAUAAGAUCAUUUUCGUUGCAUAGCAUUUUAAGGCCCAACAAAGAUUAAGUAUAAAGAAUUAAGAUUAAAAUAAACAAACAAUUUAAUAUGAUAUAAAAUAUAUAUAUUAAAGAUUAAAAAGAAAUACUACACGCAUAAAUUUUCAGAGUUGUAAGCCAAUCAAAGAUGAAAAAAAACACACACACAUUUUCCGAAUUCAAUCUAAUUGAAGAGAAAAAGUGGUGAAGAAGAACCGAGAAAAAAGUACAUGCGACAGAAAUUGUGGACCAACUACUGAUGUGUCCACACAAAACGGAAGAGUAAACACAAGCAGCAUGCGACUGUAUAUUAAAAAUAAAUUACAAAUAAAUCAUCUAUUUACUUUUACAUAUAUAUUUGUUAGUCGGUCAUUUGUGUGUGCAUGUAAUUACUGCAAAAUGAAGAGAGAAAAAAAACCAUUUUUUUUCUUCUCGCUCUCACUCUUUUUUUCAUACACAUACAACAUUAUAUAAUAAUGUUUUAUUCAGUUUUAAUUAAAUAUUCAACAAACAAACAAACAAACAAAGAAUUAUAUAUAUAUAUGAAAAACAUUGUGUAUCUACGCCGGCGCCCAAACCAUUCACUUCAUUUACAAAUAGAACGUAACCAAAAUGAUUGAUUGCAAUUUUAAAUGUGCUUUUAAGGACUGCGCAAAUACCGAAAUUAUCUGCAUGAAAAUCAACAAUUGGAUGAAAUUGCAUUAAAUUAUUAUCGGCGAAGCGAGCAAAACAAACAGAGAGAAAACAUGUUGUGAAUACAUAGUCAAUGUUUGUGUCACGAUUCGACAGAAAAUCGCGACGAUAAUAUCCUGCGAGAAUCAAAUCUGAUUGCUUCAACGUGAAGUAAAAUUGGAUUUUUCUUCACUCGAAUCCAGGAUAUUAGGGACUUAUUGAGAAAAAAAAACAACCUAAAAAAAGCAAUUUAUAAACCAAAUCCAAACAAAAUGAAGAAGAAAAAAACUGCAAAAAAGAGUAUGAUUUACAACAAAAAAUGACAGAAGCACAAUAAAAACUAACAAAAAAAUUAUUUAGCAUAUGACAUACGAAUAGGUCUACGCAAAUGGAGAAUAACAUAACAUUUACAUUAUAUGAAAGAAAAAUGAAAACAACUAUGGCUAUAUGAGCAUUAAACGCAUAAGUUUUAAUUUAUAAUUGCAUAUUACGAUAAACAACACACACACAAACAACUAUUAGAAAUAGUGGGAACAUCAACAACAACAAAACUUUGUAAAAAAAACGCUAAUCAAUUAAAAAUAAAACAAGCAUCAAAAUAUUA